UCUCUCCUUAAGAAGAAGAAGAAGAAGAAGAAGAAGAAGAAUUUUCAAAGCAGCAAAAAAAAAAGGAGGGAGCCAUUGAUCUUUCAGUGCUCCAUGAUGCGAAUAACCCAAAAUUUCCAUCGUUUCAUCUUUUAGAAUCCUGCUCCCCCCUUUUCCCCCACAAUCGCAUAAUCCUUCAGCAGCCGAAUUAUUCAAAGAAGAAGAAGAAGAUUGAUGGCUUCGAAUUCGAUUCUCUACACUCUUGUCUGUUUGAUUCUAUGUCUUUUCAUUGGCCGCUCUCAUUCGUUCCAAUUCCAUGAUUUUUCUACUUUCACAGUCUCCAGCCUUACGUACCCUGAUACCCAGUUGCAGCCAUUUCAGCUUCGGUAUUUUAGAGUUGAGUUGCCGCCAUGGUUCUCAUCAUUGUCUAUUUCAUUGAACUCAGAUGUAGAUCUUGACAUCGCGAGCGUAAGAAAGAUACCAAAGCGUGCAUUGCCUAUAAUUUGCUUCAGAGAUGGCAGCCCCCCGCUGCCGGAUGCUAACACUUCCUUAAUAGAUUCAGGGUUAGCUCUUUUGACCAACAUUUCGAUUGAGGGAAUACAAGGCCAUCAAAAUGCGGAGCAAUGCUAUCCAAUGCAGCGAUAUAUCGAAGUAAAGUUGACUAAUGAGCAGAUCAUCCGAGGGCCAUCAUUUUCUUUCACUGCCAAUGUUACAGUGGAAGGGUGUUCGCCCUCUACAAUGUUCGGGCAAUAUUGCAAUCAAACAGUUGAUCCGCUCUCAUGUUAUUUAUCCGAGGGUCAUAAUCUUGUCGAAAACGUUUCAGAUGCUAUGUCAUACAACAGAUCAGCCGAAAAUUUGGUUUUAUGCAGGAGUACAUUUACAACAUCUUGUCUUAGAGAUGGUGAACAAAAAAUGUACUCUUUGGAGUUGGAAGGUGUUGCAGAAGAGCUGACCAUUUCAGCAACAAAUGUGAGGCUCAACUUAACACAGUCCAAUAACUCUAGUAAUGUUAGUGGAAUUAGUAUGAUGUGCUUCGUUCGUCAUGGCGCAAUUCCUUCGGAAGCCCUGCAUGAUUAUUCUGGUAACUUAAACACAGGCCCUUUGGUUAUCCGUUUUCCAAAAGUAGGCCACUGGUAUAUCUCCAUCAUGCCUCUGAAUCUCUCAAAAGAACUUGGAAGGGUUCCGGUCAACAAUUCGAGGGUUUGCUACUCCAUGGAAUCAUACGUGCUUCAAUGCCCAUAUGGAAAGACUGGACCUAAUUGUACAUGGAACCGAUAUGUCCUCCAGGCGAUUGUCAGAAGAGGUUCAUCACCAUUCGAAUCAUAUUAUAUGCCAAUCAAAGAACAGUACUUUGAAUCGGCGAACUUUGCUAUUGAACCUCUUCUAAGCAACUCUUCAAAUCAUGGAGAGCAAAAGUUUGCUUGGACUUAUUUUGUUCUUGAUGUUCCUCGGGGCGCAGCCGGAGGAAAUAUUCACUUCCAAUUAUCAACUUCUAUGACAAUGGAUUGUGAAGUCUAUGCUAGAUUUGGUGGAUUACCAUCUCUUGAUAACUGGGAUUAUUGUUAUAAAAACCAAACCAGUAACAGUGGUGGCUCAGCAUUCCUUUCCCUCUACAAUUCAAGCAAUGUAAAUAUAGAUUUCCAUAUUUUAUAUGCCAGUGAAGGAACUUGGGCUUUCGGGUUAAGGCAUCGAGUCAACAGAAGUCUGGCUGAAGAUCAAACUAUUAUGUCAGUCGUGCUUGAGCGUUGCCCAAACAGAUGCUCGUCCCAUGGAAGAUGUGAUUUUGCUUUUGAUGCUAGUGGAGUCACAUCAUAUAGCUAUUGCUCCUGCGACCGAAAUCAUGGAGGCUUUGAUUGCAGCAUUGAGAUUGUCAACCAUAAAGGGCACGUGCAGCAAUCAAUAGCGCUAAUUGCAUCGAACGCUGCUGCUAUUUUUCCCGCCUAUUGGGCCCUUCGACAAAAGGCUCUAGCAGAGUGGGUGCUGUUCACCUCAAGUGGGAUUUCAAGUGGUUUAUACCAUGCUUGUGAUGUGGGCACUUGGUGUCCAUUAUCAUUCAAUGUUUUACAGUUUAUGGACUUCUGGCUCUCUUUCAUGGCCGUCGUUAGCACAUUCGUGUACCUGGCAACAAUUGACGAAGUUUAUAAAAGGGCAAUUCAUACUGUUGUCGCGAUCCUAACUGCUCUCAUGGCUAUAACCAAGGCGACGCGGUCUUCCAAUAUCGUUAUUGUGUUGGCAAUUGGUGCGCUUGGUCUUCUAGUCGGAUGGCUGAUCGAGUUAUCGACGAAGUAUCGAUCAUUCUCCCUUCCAAUGGGAAUUUCUUUGAAUGUGCUUCAAAGAUGGGAAGCUAUUAAAGCAUGGGCGCAUAAUCUCUUCAAGACUCUCUACAGAAGAUACAGAUGGGGCUUUAUGCUUGCAGGUUUCACUGCAUUGGCUAUUGCUGCCAUCAGCUGGAAUUUGGAAACCACUGAAACUUACUGGAUUUGGCAUAGCAUUUGGCACUUGACUAUCUACACAUCGUCAUUCUUCUUCCUCUGUUCGAAAGCGAGUGUUUCGAAUGGCGACAAUUUGGUUGCUGCGAAUGGGGAAAAUGGAAUAAGCUCGAACGUAAAUUAUGAAUUGGCUAGGCAGGAUUCGUUGCCUAGAAGAGUAUAGGAAGAAGCAGAAAAUAGAGGCGAUGUUGUAAAUUUCGGCCCCGAUUGGAGACUUACAGGAUAUAGCUUUUGAAUUAUUGCUGUAAAUUAUUAUUCUCUCACAGGUUUGAUCUUUCCCUUUCAUAAUUCUUUCUUUCUUUUUUGGUAGGAAAAAUAAGACAUGAAUUGUGAAUAUUCUUAACUUAGAUUAGAGAGAAUGAUCCCUCUGAUUUGGGGUAAAUGAGAAGUAAAUUUGAUCUUA
Messenger RNA from Momordica charantia (bitter melon), 2871 nucleotides. NCBI's taxonomy places the organism in Eukaryota, Viridiplantae, Streptophyta, Magnoliopsida, Cucurbitales, Cucurbitaceae. The record is from RefSeq and is a predicted model, not a curated record.